Messenger RNA from Manihot esculenta (cassava), 2147 nucleotides. Its product is annotated as phosphoinositide phospholipase C 2. NCBI's taxonomy places the organism in Eukaryota, Viridiplantae, Streptophyta, Magnoliopsida, Malpighiales, Euphorbiaceae. Gene Ontology annotation, biological process: lipid metabolic process; phosphatidylinositol-mediated signaling. Gene Ontology annotation, molecular function: phosphatidylinositol-4,5-bisphosphate phospholipase C activity. Bases 119 to 1897 code for a protein of 592 amino acids. The transcript is spliced from 9 exons. The record is from RefSeq and is a predicted model, not a curated record.
CUUUUCUCUUCUCUGUAAUUCCCCAUUAACAAGCGAUUAAGAACAGACAAACAGCAAUCCUCGUCCAUCUCUGUCUGCUUUUUCUUUCUCUAGGUUUCCUUCUAUACCCAUUUCUGAAAUGUCCAAGCAGACCUACAGAGUAUGCUUCUGCUUCCGCCGGAGGUUCAAGUUGGCUGUGGCGGAGGCUCCUGAGGAGAUCAAGGCUUUGUUUGAUCGGUACUCUGAGAAUGGUCUUAUGACUGUUGAUCAUCUCCGUCGCUUCCUUGUAGAGAUUCAGAAGCAAGAGAACGCUACUACUGAGGAUGCUCAGGCUAUCUUUGAUCAGCUUCACGAGCUUAAACAUUUGAACGUUUUCCACCGCAGAGGACUCAAUCUUGAGGCUUUCUUUAAGUACCUUUUUGGUGACGUUAACCUUCCUAUCGAUGUUAAACGUGGGGUGCACCAUGAUAUGACUGCUCCUCUGUCUCAUUAUUUCAUAUAUACUGGCCACAAUUCAUAUCUAACUGGGAAUCAACUUAGCAGUGACUGCAGCGACGUCCCCAUCAUAAAUGCACUGAAGAGAGGUGUGAGAGUAAUUGAGUUGGAUAUAUGGCCUAAUUCCACGAAAGACAAUGUGGAUGUUCUUCAUGGGAGAACACUGACAACACCAGUAGAACUCAUAAAAUGUUUGAGGUCCAUCAAGGAGCAUGCUUUUAGCGCAUCAGAGUAUCCAGUGGUUAUAACUCUAGAAGACCAUCUUACUCCAGAUCUUCAGGCUAAAGUAGCUGAGAUGAUCACACAAACAUUUGGAGACAUCCUAUUUUCUCCUGGCUCAGAAUGUUUAAAGGAAUUUCCAUCUCCAGAAUCGUUGAAGAAACGAAUUAUAAUAUCAACUAAACCACCAAAAGAAUACCUUGAAGCCAGGGAAAUAAAGGAGAGAGAGAAUGAUUCACAGAGUGGAAAGGCUGCACCUGAUGAGGAAGCUUGGGGGAAAGAAAUCUCUGACCUUAAAAGCUCUAUUCGGUCUGAGGAUAAGAAUGUAUUAGAUGAAGAUAAUAAUGAUGAUGAAGAUCUACCUGAGGGAGAGAGUAAGUCUCAGCAUAUUAUUGCACCAGAAUAUAAACAUUUAAUCGCCAUUCAUGCUGGGAAGCCUAAAGGUGGAAUAGAAGAAUGUUUGAAAGUUGAUCCUGAUAAAGUGAGACGCCUUAGCUUAAGUGAGCAACAACUUGAAAAGGCUGCUGAAACUCAUGGAAAAGAAAUUGUCAGGUUUACCCAGCGAAAUAUACUCAGGGUGUACCCAAAAGGUAUACGUGUUGACUCCUCCAACUACAACCCAAUGAUUGGGUGGAUGCAUGGAGCUCAAAUGGUCGCUUUUAACAUGCAGGGAUAUGGAAGAUCACUUUGGUUGAUGCAUGGAAUGUUCAAGGCCAAUGGUGGAUGUGGUUAUGUGAAGAAACCAGAUUUUCUCUUGAAGUGUGAUCCACAUGGUGGGAUAUUUGAUCCUAGAGCUAAGUUGCCGGUGAAGACUACUUUGAAGGUGAAAGUAUAUAUGGGGGAAGGAUGGUACUAUGAUUUCCAUCGCACUCAUUUUGACGCAUUUUCCCCACCGGAUUUUUAUGCAAGGGUAGGGAUUGCUGGGGUUCCUGCAGAUUCUAUAAUGAAGAAGACAAAGACCCUAGAGGACAAUUGGAUUCCUGUGUGGAAUGAAGAAUUUGAGUUCCCAUUAACUGUUCCAGAGUUGGCUUUGCUUAGGAUUGAGGUUCAUGAAUAUGAUAUGUCAGAAAAGGAUGACUUUGGAGGUCAAACAUGCCUUCCUGUGUCCGAGUUAAGGAAAGGGAUUCGAGCAAUUCCCCUCCAUGAUAACAAGGGAGUAAAGUACAAUUCUGUAAAACUCCUUAUGCGCUUUGAUUUUGUUUGAGACUCAAGAGUCUGUGCUACUUAGUUCCAUGUCAUAGAUGUACAAAUUUGUGAAGCCCUUUCAAUGUGUUUGAAGUUGUUGAGACCUCUGAGCUGGUGUGCCGCAUAAUAGCAUCUGCCAUUCUGUUUCUUGUUCUCUGCCGAUUUGUGGCAGAUGAUGCAGGGAAGUGGUUGUAUACUCUUGUAAAAAAUUGACAAUGGAUUAUCAUAUUUAUUCUAUUGUAAUCAUGAAAGAUUCUUAUUUCUCUCUA